Messenger RNA from Marchantia polymorpha subsp. ruderalis, 1875 nucleotides. The record is from the annotation of a GenBank genome assembly. Lineage: Eukaryota; Viridiplantae; Streptophyta; Marchantiopsida; Marchantiales; Marchantiaceae.
CAUGCCUGCACAGAACUCGUGUGGCCAGUUAGAGGGAGAACGAGAUGGCGGGAAAAACAUUUUCCCGCGCUUUGCUCAUCUUGAGCCCACUCUUGAGAUCCGCCCGUCUUCAAUUCCUUUCGGCUGCCGGUCUGGGUCCGUGGCCGUUAUGGCAUCAGAUCGACCUGGCCGAGAUCUGACACAGAAGCCAGUGCCACCUCUCCACGCCGCCUAUCUUUCAAUUGCGCAUGCUUUCGGAAUCUACCUCUCCUGCGCCAGGCAGCGAAUGGGCUUUCUCUGCUGCUCUCGAUCCGUCCUCAGCUCUCAAGGCACUUCGCUUCCCUGUUAGCCUGGAGCCAGGUUUGGGUCGACGGCCUCAACCUUACGGCUGCGGUGGUCUCGAGUCAGUGGCAAAUUUGCCGAUCACAUUACCGACUUCCGCUCCAUCGUCCGAGUGAUUUGGUUUCUCAGCUGAACGAGAGACCAGUGCGCCCGAAAUCGUCCGUCAUUAGAUUUCUGCUUGGAGUCCGACAUCGGCUAUCGUAGUCUUCCCGUCUUGCAGCUCGAAGCUCGAAGUUGUGGUCGGCGUCUUGGUUGUGCCAGAUUUUUUCUCGUCGUUACUCGAGCUUCUGAUUUUUUCAAACAUCGUCUGAGAUCAGCCGUCACAAUGUUGGAGUUGCGGCUCGUCCAGGGCAGUCUGCUGAAGAAGGUCCUGGAGGCCAUCAAGGAUCUGGUGACGGAGGCGAAUUUCGACUGCUCCGAGACCGGUUUCUCGCUGCAAGCGAUGGAUUCCAGCCACGUUGCAUUGGUGGCUCUCUUGCUGAGGUCCGAUACAUUCGAGCACUACCGGUGCGAUCGCAACAUGUCCAUGGGUAUGAACCUUUCCAACAUGUCCAAAAUGUUGAAGUGCGCGGCGAACGAUGAUAUCAUCACCAUGAAGGCUGACGAUGGCGGUGACGCCGUCACCUUCGUGUUCGAGAGCCCCAAGGAAGACAAGACAUCCGACUUCGAAAUGAAGCUCAUGGACAUCGACAGCGAGCACUUGGGGAUCCCGGAGUCAUCUUACGACGCUAUCGUCAAGAUGCCCUCGAAUGAGUUCGGUCGUAUUUGCCGUGAUUUGAGCACUAUCGGAGACUCCGUCACCAUUUCCGUCGGCAAGGAGGGAGUGAAAUUCGCAACCGCUGGGGACAUCGGGAGCGCCAACAUAGUCUGUCGCCAAGCCAACGCCGUCGAGAAGAAGGAAGACGAGGUCGUCAUAGAGCUGAACGAGCCCGUCACGUUGACCUUUGCCUUGAGAUACCUCAACUCUUUCACCAAGGCAACGACAUUAUCGGACUCGGUCACUCUGAGCAUGUCUAAAGAAUUACCCGUUGUCUUGGAGUACAAAAUCGCCGAGACUGGCCAUAUCAGAUUUUACCUGGCCCCCAAAAUCGAAGAAGAGGAUGGGGACACUAAGGAGUAAACUUUGUGGAGCGUGCCUCGUUUGUAAAUACCAAUUUUGUUCAUACACACGAUGGAAGAGAUACUCUUCCAUCGUGUCUGGAGGACAGUGGCUGCUCGCAACUGCGGCAUGUCCCAGCCGAGGUAGUGGAUAUGCAUCCGGUGUUCUCAGAUUGAUGAAACCGCGCGUGCUUAUAGUUUAGACCACCACCUUGAGAACGUUUGCAUGCUGUGUUUCCUAGCGUGUGAGAACUUCUUUUUCGACAUGGAGAAUGGACAUGUGCCAUCGAUCUUCGAAAGGUGAAACUGAGGCUUUAUAUCGAACUAGGCCUUCGCACUUACGGGUUCUAGGAGUAUAGCUUGGUUUCUAAGAGCCAAGAUGGGAACGAGGAUGGGUACAUCCGCCAAAUUUUGUAAUUUACCUAGGAAAAUUUUGAAGUCCAUUUGAAGGCCCGA